AGAUUUUGUUUUAAGCUAAAAAUGUGUCUUAAAAAGAAGCAGAGUCUCUGGUACUGGUCAGUAGCAGAAGCUGAUAGUACUAAUGAGGCCCCAAGGCCGGUCUAAUAAGGUAUUUUCUUUUCUUACCAGAAUAAGUUAUCUUGAUACCUAUGGGGGUUUUACAUUUUUAUACUAAAUUUAGGGUGAAAAAUUACUCCUACCAGGAGAAACAAUGGAUGGGAGGGAAAUAUGGGCUGCAAUGUAAUGCCUAAUAAUGGUCUGAUUGAAUCAAUGAAUUGCCUCAUCUAUGUGAUCUGGGGUCAGGGAUAAGGAGAAUAAUGGAUCUGGCACAGGUGGAGAGACACGUCCAUUAACCCGAGCUUGUCCCAUUGUGCUAGUAGCUACCGGGUCUAACGUUUAGCAGGGGGGGGUGGGGGAAGCAGCCACUGGCUUCGGUUUUGCACGGACCAGUAGUAUUGGGGGGGCUGUGGCGAGUUGGCAAAGCGGCACGGUAUUAUUGUAACCUAGCACGCAAUUGGGUGAAUUUCGUGCCCGGGGACAGCACCCCACUGAAACCCGCCACCUAGCCCCAAAGCAGGAGCCACAUCGGCAGCAGUAAGCGCGGCCUCCAGUGCAGCGCCCAAGCGUCUUCCCAGCUCCCCCGCUAUGCUGCCAAUGCGCCUCGCCCCCGCCCUGGGGAGCUGACCGGUUACUUCAGCUGUCCAAAGCGGGGCCGCCCCUCCGCGGAGCCGGUCAGCAAGGGCGCCAACCGGCGACGUUUUGGAGCGCGCAGUGUCGGGGCGCGGGCUGGCACCCAGCGGGGCUUUCCCUUCCCUUCCCGCCCAGCCCGGGGCCGCGGGGGACGGUCACGUGCCGCGGGCGUGCGCUUGCUGGGCCCCGCUGCUGCCCGUCGCGAGACCUACCGAAAACAAAGCCUGGUGCAAUUGAGACCUGGUCUACACCACGCUAAAAUUUAGGUUAGUGAUGUCUGCCCAUAGGUUAAUUUCCAACCGAACAUCUCAGCAGGCUUUGUCUAACUCUGAUUACACUUGGGAGUAUGAGUACUAUGAGUACGGACCAGUUUCCUUCGAAGGACUGAAAGCUCAUAAAUAUUCCAUUGUGAUUGGAUUUUGGGUCGGUCUGGCAGUUUUUGUCAUUUUCAUGUUCUUUGUGCUGACCUUGCUGACGAAGACAGGAGCACCGCACCAAGACAAUACAGAACCUUCUGAAAAAAGAUUUCAUGUGAGUAGCUUCAUGGCAGACUUUGGAAAACCUCUGGAGUCAGACAAGGUUUUUUCACGUCAAGUAGCUGAAGAGUCCAGGUCACUCUUUCACUUUUACAUUAAUGAAGUGGAGCAUUUGGACAAAGCAAAACAAAGCCAUAAAGCCCCUGGUCUGGACAGUAAUAUUCACUUCCAGGAAGUAGCAAGGAGUAGUGGAAGGCUGGAGGAGGAGCUGAAUUGCCUUACAAAAUUUAACAUUCCCAACUUCGUGAACACUGACCAGAGUUCUUCACUGGGUGAAGAUGAUCUGCUGAUUUCAGAGCCCCCAAUCAUUUUAGAAAGCAAACCAGUUAUCCAAGCCUCACGUCAGAUCCUUGACUGAAAAACCUUGAUUUCUAAAGCAGAGUGUCUUUAUUGUUUGUGGUAUCAGGAACUCUUAUUCAGCUGCUAACAUCAGACCUUUUGCCUAUUUCAGUAGAAAAUAUUUCAUAUCUUAUGCCUUGUGUUUUAUUGUGAAUAUUGAACUGAUUUCACUUUCGUAUAAAGUGAAAUACUUAAUAUUUUAUGUCAAGACUUAUUUUAUGUCACUUUCAAGUGUUUCCUAAGAUCAAAACCUUCUUCGGCAUUGCUGUUGUUGCUUGCUAUUUGUUUUAUUUAACUAGCCAUCAUGCCCAGCUGCCUAGUGGUAGCAGAACACACUAACACGAUACAAGAGUUGCAAUACACUUAACUUUGCUUUGUGGGGAUUGCUGCAGCUGCACAGGGAGGAGUAUCACUGGAUUCUGAAAGGAGUGGUGUGGAACUGGUUGUCCAGGAGGACAGUAAACUCAAAUCAAGACUGAAUGGAGGAAUAAAAAGAGGAAGCACCUUUUCGGGCCUCUGAAUCUCCUCUCCUCCCCUGCCCCCUUUCAAAAGGCAGAUUAUUUUGAAACAUAACUAACAUAAUAGAAAUUUGCCUGCCAUUAAUCUGCACCCAAGACUCCUAUCCGCUUUUAGAGGCUGCUGAAACCCCAUGUAUCAAAAUUCUAGUGAUGCUGUUUUGUAUAUUAUAUUCAAUGGCCAUAUUUAGCUUUUCAGAAAAUUUCAUAUUCUUGCAGUUGUGGGUGGGUGACCUAGAAUGAAUGCAUUCUACAUACAAUUAAUAACAUUGUUUGGUGGACUUGAGUGUCAGUGCGAGCCUUUAACAUAGUGAGCACAGGAUUUAAUACAGAAACAAUAGGAAACAGGGUAGAAAACAUUCCUGUUUUGCUCACAGCACAGCAGAUGUAGCCAGUUACUAUAGUGUAUGUUUGUAAUGGAUUGAUACUUCCUGCUCCUGUACUUGACUCAGGGCUUGGCUAAGCUUGCAAGUUAGAGCGCAUUAAAGCAGCCCCAGGUGCCCUAACUUCCGAUGUGUCCACACUGGCAAGGCACGUAGAGCGCCUGGACUCUGCAGCUGGAGUGCUCCUAGUAAUCCACCUCCCCAAGAAGCAUAAAGUUCACUGUGCCCCAGCUGAAAUGCCCGGGCGUCCAUGUGAAAGAGGUAUUGCAUUACUGUGCUGUGAUUGGCCUCCAGAAACGUCGCAUAAUCCCCUGAAGUCAAGUGGCCACUCUUCUCAUUGUUUUGAACUCUGCUACAGGAAUGCGGCUAUCCCCUUUCAAAGCUCAGUUUCUGACAGCUGGCAUGCUUAUCUGCUCUGGGACAAAGCAAACCAUUAGUGUGGAAUGCUGCUGUUGUGAGUGUGUGUGUGUGUGGGGGGGGGCGGGGGCGGUCUGCUGCUGUCUGAAUGUAGAAGACAGUAUGCUGACUCUCUGACUCCCCCCACAUACACACAACACACUCCCUGUCACACUCCAACACCCCUCCCCCAUUUGAAAAGUACAUUGCAUCCACUUGCAUACUGAGAUAGCUACCACAAUGCACUGCUCUUUGUGACAUUGCAAGAACUGCUAAUGGGGCCACGCCAGUGCGCUUGCAGCUGUCAGUGUAAACACACAGCAGUGUUUUCCCUGCUGUGCUUUCUGAAGUCUAGUUUAACUCCCAGCGCUCUACCUCUGCAAGUGUAGCCAUGCUCUCAGAGAAAGCGAGCAAGUGCUGCACAGUACUUGCAACUGUAGUGUUCACGCAUUCUGAUAUUUUUUAGGUAACUGCAAAACCACUGAGACCUAUCCUCUAACAAAAUAAAGAGUUUGGGAGAGAUUUAGUUUUAUUGCAACAUUUUUUUUUUCUUCACCUUUUAAAAAAGACAGUUACUCACCUUUGUAACUGUUGCUCUUCAAGAUGUGUUGCUCCUAUCCAUUCCAAUUAGGUGUGUGCGCACCACGUGCACGAUUGUUGGAAGAUUUUUACCCCAGCAACGCUCAGUGGGUCGGCUGAGGCGCCCCCUGGAGUGGCGCCUUCAUGGUGCCGGAUAUAUGCUCCAGCCGACCCAGCGCCCCCUCAGUUCCUUCUUGCCGGCUACUCCGACGGAGGGGAAGCAGGGCGGGUUUGGAAUGGAUAUGAGCAACACAUCUCGAACAACAGUUACAAAGGUGAGUAACUGUCUUUUCUUCGAGUGCUUGCUCAUAUCUAUUCCAAUUAGGUGACUCCCAAGCCUUACCUAGGCGGUGGGGUUGGAGUGAGAUGUCCGGAAGUGAAAGACCGCUGAAUCAAAUGCAGCAUCACCCCUGAACUGCUGAAUUAUCGCAGUGGGCGGUGAAGGUAUGCACCGAUGACCAAGUCUCUGCCUUACUAAUCUCCUGUAUGGGUACGUGUGCUAGGAAAGCAGAAGAUGAAGCCUGAGCCCGUGUGGAGUGGGUGGUAUGGUGCGUAGUUGGGACACCAGCCAAGUCAUUGCACGCAUGGGUGCAUGAUAUGAUCCAGGACGAGAUGCACUGGGAGGAGACGGGAAGGCCCUUCAUCCGGUCUGCCACAGAAACAAACAGCUGCGAUGUUUUCCUGAAAGGUUUUGUUUGCUCGAUGUAGAAGGCGAGGGCCCUGCAAACAUCCAGGGAGUGCAGCUGUUGUUCCCAUCGAGAGGCGUGCAGCUUCGAGUAGAAGAUGGGGAGGAAGAUGUCCUGGUUGAGAUGGAAGGCAGACACCACUCUUAGGGAGCAAGGCCAGGUGGAGUCGCAGCUGUACCUUGUCCUUGUGGAACACUGUAUACGGUGGUUCCGAUGUGAGUGGCCUGAGCUCAGACACACGCCUUGCCGAGGUGAUAGCUACGAGGAAGCCUGUCUUCCAGGAAAGGUACAGGAGUGAGCAUGGCCAUAGGCUCGAACAGGGCAGCCAUGAGUUUGGAGAGGACCAGGUUAAGAUCCCACAUAGGGACCAGUUGUUGAAUUCAUGGGAACAGGCGCUCCAACCCCUUGAGAAAUCUGCUGACCAUGGCAUUGGAGAAGACUGAAUGCCCGUUUUUGCCUAGGUGGAAAGCCGAAAUAGCUGCAAGGUGCACUCUGAUGGAUAAUAUCGCCAAGCCCUGCUGUUUUAAGGACAGGAGGUAGUCCAAGAUGAUAGGUACUGAUACCUGUAGCGGGGCCAUAUGAUUUUGAGCGCACCAGCAGGAAAAACGCGUACACUUGGCUAAGUACGUGGACCUGGUAGAGGCCACUGGCCUGCACCGUCCUCGCCCUGCUCCUGGGCGUGGUAGCCAUCUUGUGAGCAUGACCGCCAAGGCGGUGCCGUAUGUGUCGGUGCAGAGUCCCCCAGUGCUGUAUGGUGCCAGGGACCAGUGGCGUGAUGCAGAAUGGUACUGAGACUUCGAUCGGUGCCUGCAGUCUUAUUGGUACUGGGAGCCUGAUCUGGAUCUCGAUGGUGACCUCCGGUGAGAUCGGCGCCGGGAUCGGCUCCAGGUUGAGUGUUGCUCUGACCGGUACCGGGAGCGGUGCCGGGAGUCCGAUUGGUACCGGCCGUACCGCAAUUCGGAUCUCUGUGAGCUGGAGCGGCGUCGCGAGUACAACUGGUGCAGAGAAUGAGAUCGGUGCCGGGACUGCGAGCGAUGCCAUGAAAGGUGCCGAGACCCAGAUCGGGACCAGUGCAGUCUUGCUUCACUCGGCAACGGUGGUCGUCGUAUCAGGGACGGUUUUCCCUUCGACGGCACUGCCCACACCGGAGAUGCCGCUGGCUGCAGGGGAGUCAGCUCUGUGAGCGCGAUCAAGUCCCGUGCUGUUGAAAAGGUCUCCAGCGUGGAGGGCAGCCUCAGCUUGACCGCAGUGUGCACCGGGGGGCUUAUAUGCACCGGACUCGAUGGCCCUUGUGGCGCUGGAGUAGAUGGUGCAGGAGCUGUUGCUUGUCUUGUGCGCUCCGGCAAUGGAUGCGGCUCCAACUGUGGUGUAGGAAGUGUCGGUGGCUGUCAAACCGACAAACAAGAAGCAGUCAGAACCCGCUUGGGCUGCUGCUUCUUCUGGCCCGGAGAUAGGGACCGGUGCUGUGGUGGUGGAGGUGCCGGGGAGACCUGGUGCCUCAAGUCUUUAGUAGAGUCCGAACGCGGUGCCGGACCAAUCGGCGCCGCAGGCGUACUCCGCACCGAAGAUGCCGCCAAGUCUGGGUGCGCGGAGGAAGGGACUGGGCUAAGUGCUGCCUCCAUAAGGAGCUGCUUCAGUCUAAAGUCCCGCUCCUUUUUGGUCCUCGGCUUGAAGGCUUUGCAAAUGCGGCACUUGUCCGCUUGGUGGGACUCCCCCAGACAGCUUAGGCAAGAGUGUGGGGGUCUCCCGUUGGCAUUGGCUUCAGGCAAGCCGAGCAGGAUUUGAAGCCCGGAGACCCAGGCAUGGGCCCGGUACCGGGAGAGGGGAGAAGACCCUGUUCCACCCCACUAAGUAAACUAAGUCUAACUAUACUAAGAACUACUAACAACUAUUAACAACUAAUCACAAACUAUUAACAGGUAAUAAAGCGAAUGCUAGGGAGAGUGGAGAUCAGCUAUGCGGUAAGAAGGAACUGAGGGGAAGCUGAGUCAGCUGGGGCAUAUAUCCAGCGCCAUGAAGGCGCCACUCCAGGGGGCGCCUCAGCCGACCCGAGCGUUGCUGGGGUAAAAAUCUUCCGACGAUUGUGCACGCAAUGCGCACACACCCAAUUGGAAUCGAUAUAAGCAAGCACUCGAAGAAGAACUGGAAGAGGUAUUGACUCUGAGGUGAGAAUUAUUUACAGAAAACUAAUAAAUAGUUGAGGCCCAAAUGGAAAACCCUGCCUAAAUUUAAAAUUUGUAGCAUCCCAACACAUUUUUAUGAUGGGAUUAAGUGAUUUUUUUAGGGAGAUGUGAUAUUAUGCAGUGGUUAACUCUGAGAAUUAUGGAUACUUUUGUAAAUCAUGUCAAAUUGCCAUCACAAAUUUCUUGAAAAGUCAAAGUAAUGCCUCUCUUUUAACAUGUGUAUAACUAUGCAUUAAUUUCAUUAUGGCAAAUCUACCUUACAUCUUCCCUCUGCUUGUUGUUUUGUCUAUAUGUGUAAUUUAUGAUCUGCUUACACAAUGAUCAUUUACCUGAGAAAUCCAUCAAAGAUGAUCUCUAUUUCCCUCCAUCAGUGGAGGAAGUUAUGAAAGCCAUGAAACAACAGAACUCUGGCAAAGCAUCCGGAAAGGCUGGUAUUCCAGCAGAACUUUAUAAAGCAGCAGGCUCCAAGGCCAUCGAGGUGUUUCAUGACAUCUUGAGUAGCAUUUAGGAGGAAGAAAUGCCACCAGACUUCAAAGAUGCUAUUAUUGUAUCAUUGUUCAAAAACAAAGGCAGCAAAGCUGCUUAUGGAAACUACAGAGGCAUUGCUCUCUGUACAGCAGGGAAAAUACUAGCUCGCACUUUACUGAACAGACUCAUUGCAGACAUAUCUGAGGAGAAUCUGCCAGAAGUGCAGUGUAGUUUCAGACCAGAUCAUAGUACUAUGGACAUGAUCUUUGUCGUAAGGCAGGUCCAAGAAAAGUGUUUAGAGCAGAACAUGGACCUGAAUGCAGUUUCCAUCGAUUUGAUGAAAGCUUUUGAUACAGUCAACAGAGAGGGUCUAUGGGCUAUUUUACAUAAAAUGGGCUGCCCAAGAAGGUUCAUACAAAUCAUCCAUCUGUUCCAUGACCACAUGACCGUGCAAGUGCUCCCCAGUGGUGACUUUUAUGAUGCAUUUGAAAUCGCGAAUGGAGUGAAGCAAGACUGCGUACUUGCUCCAGUGCUGUUCAUCUUGUUCUUUGACUGUGUCCUCAGCCACGUCACAAGGGACUUGGACGAGGGGAUAUCUUUCACUUCAGAGGGAGUUGUAGAACAAGAAGUCUAUUCUUAUCACACAAAGAACCAGAUACUCUCCAUCUACUUCAUGUUGCUUUCAUAAGAAUAACCUCAAGUAGUGGUGCAGUCUCUGAGAACUGCAAUGUCAGUGGCUGGAGUAAUUUUAUUCACAAGUUGGAAACAACUCAAACUUUGGGGAUGUACUGGUGUGAAAGAUAAACCAGCCCACGCCAAAGCAGCUGCACUUGGACAACAACUAUGCAGAAUGUUGCCAGCAGUACACAUGCUGACUGGGUGUAAUUCAACCAGGAAUCUGGCAUGGUUUGCAAACUAAACUUUAUCAGGAAAAAUCCACACAAAUUUAGAAGCCUUGCCAAUUUUGGCACUGUGGUGGAGAUACUUGUGCUGAUUUCAGCUGCGCAGGAACUUCUGAUAACCCUUCUCUGACACAACGGCUAACUCAGUAGAUGUAAAUGGUGUGUGAUACAUACAGACCUGGAACAAGGCCCUCCCCACAAUUUGAUAGUCUUGUGCAACAUACCAAGCAUGCAGAUUACCAGACCUUUAUCUGGAAUGAUGCCAUGGAGGCUUGACCUGACAUCUCUUCUCUCCCCCCAUGGAAAUAGCUGGCAUCACAAGGCUGGACAGAUUUCUCCAACACUAAUGACACAGACACUUGCCACUGAAGCACUCCCGGAACCCAUUACAUGUAGAUGUAAAAAGCCAAAUGUGGAGGCAGCCGUAGUUGUUCAAGAUAGAGCAUGGCAUACACAUUGACUUGCUUGUGUACUGGUCAUGAAGACUGUUUGACACUGACAAUUUUGUGAUGAGUAUAAUCUAAAUGAGACCAACUACAGAUUGUUCAGACUUAGACAAGUAGCAUAUGUCAAAUAUAUUGAAAAAGAUUAGUAUAUACUGUCAUAUUGCCCAUCACUGAGAGGAGUCCAGUGGCUAUUAGUAGGGCCCUACCAAAUUCAUUGUCAUGAAAAAGGCGUCACGGACUGUAAAAUUUGGUCUCCUCCCCGUGAAAUCUGGUCUCUUGUGUGUUUUUACCCUCACUUCUGCACUGCCUUCAGAGUUGGGUGGCCGGAGAGAGGCAGCUGUUGGCUGGGCCCCCAGCUCUGAAUGCAGUGCCCUGCCAGCAGCACUGCAGAUGUAAGGGUAGCAAUACCAUACCAUGCCAUCCUUACUUCUGCACUGAUGCUGGCAGUGGCUCUGCCUUCAGAGCUGGGCUCCCAGCCAGCAGCCGCUGCUCUCCAGCUGCCCAUCUCUGAAGGCAGUGCUGCGGCCAGCAGCAGCACAGAAGGGUAGCAGUACCACAACGCCCCGAAAAUAACCUUAUGACCCCCCCCUCCCCCAACUCCUUUUGGGUCAGGAUCCUUACAAAUACAAUACCCUAAAAUUUCAAAUAUAUAUAACUGAAAUCAUGAAAUUUAAGAUUUUAAAAAUCCUAUGACUGUGAAAUUGACUAAAAUGGACCAUGAAUUUAGUAGGACCCUAGCUAUUAGUUUUUGCUAGCAUCAUAGUGUGAAAUAGUAUACUCAGCUUGUAAUAUAAUGAAUAAUCUCUGCAUUUAUCAACACAAAACACAAGGCCAACAUUCUUUAAGUAAUAAGCCUUAUUAAUUUGUGUCAAACUAUUUGGAUGACUAAAUUUUUUUUUUGUAUGUAGUGUUGUUGUAGCCAUGUCAGUCCCAGGAUAUUAGCGAGACAAAGUGGGUGAGGUAUUAUCUUUUAUUGGAUCAAUUUACGUUGGAGACAAGUUUCCUGUUUGACCCUGUGUUUAGUUGACACACUGAAUACCCUUUCCAGACCUGAAGAAGAGCUUUGUGUUGCUCGAAAGCUUGUCCCUCUCACCAGCAAAAGUUGGUCUAAUAAAAGAUAUUUCCUCACCCAUCUUGUCUUUCUAAUUUUUUCUUUUAAUGUAAAUUGUUUAAAUCCCCUUUUCAUGUUUUCUUUCCAACUUGUCUUGACAACUUAAGUACAUUUUUGUGGACUUUUCACUCACACAAAAGGUUGUUUAGACAUGGGUAAAAAAAUCUUGCACUGGCAUCUCUUGCUACUACCUUAGAACACCACAUCCACCGUAGAAAGUACCAAAGGGACACAUCUAUCAAAAUAAGUUGUUGCUUUCUGCGGGGGGAGGGCCCUACAUCCCCCCCCAAAUUUCUGUUGGCCCCCAGAUGAAAAGUGGGUAGUGGUAGGGCCAGCCACAGGAUUUCUUGGGCCCUAAGAUGUUGGAAGAGAACAUGGACAAAGUAUGUCGUGUGUGUGUGCUCUAAUCCUGUGCUGGAAGGUGUAGUGAGAUGGAGGGAAGAGCUCACUGCCAAACCAGUUAUACUCUGAUAUACUCUGUUUUGCGAAGCUUGUGGAUGCAGAGGCUGCUUGUGUUCAAGGUCUACUGUGGAUACUGCAUUUACUUUGUACCAAUGUAAACAGUUUUAAAAGAUUUAACUAAUCUUGUUUGAAUUAAAUCUGCAGCUGUUAGAUCAAAACCUUUUGAACCUGGAUUCUUCAGAGGUGGUGAGGAGCGUGUUACAAUGACUGAAGGUGUGAGAUCUUUAAAAUAUAGGCCAUUUUUUAACUUCACAAAGUGGAAUGGUGAAGGGUCAGACACAAAGGGAAGGCUGUUUAAGGUACUUGUUGAAAGGCUAUUUCCUAAUAUUUCAAAAUUCACCCCUGUAGCAAAUGAUUGAUUAGUGUAGUUGUGCUGCAUUUGAUGCAUAAUAUCUCUUGAUACUAAACAAAAAGAUUUUACAAACAGCUAUCCCCCAUUAUGUCAAGUGAAAUGCAACUACCUCUGCAGUGAAUUGUUGAUAGCAGUUUAAGAAAGUGUAACAGCAGCUUAGAUUAAGAAGUGAAAGAUACCCACCCCCUUGAAACUGCUGGAGGUAAACUGCAUGUAAUAACUGGUCCCUGAGUGGCAUACUGACACGAACAAGUCAGUGGCUCUUUAAUGAUUAUAAAUUCUCCAGGUGCUCAACUUCAAGACCUCCCCUCAAGCAGUGCCUGAACACCAUGUGGAGGUGUUGGUUUAAAACUAAAUCAAAAAGAAAGAUGUUACAUCUUGAAUGAACACCUCUGCAUCUUGCACAGCCCUCUAUUAUCUGAAUUCUGACCCAGCCACACCCUUUGCUGGGGGGCAGUCUGAUCAAAAUCGCAGCUCAAAGUCCUAAGUUAUAUGUUGACAAUACACAGCCAUAGCAAUGUCACUGUAGCUAUGCUGUCAUAAGGACAUGGUUUGUGUGCAGCCUACACUGCUGGAGGAAAGGUUUUUUCUGUUGGUAUGGGAACACUACCUCCAUCAGAGGACAUGUUCACGGUGGUCAAGUGGUAUAGCUAUGUAAAUCAAAUGGUUAAGUGUAUUUUUUUCUCCAUAUUGCUAACAUAGCUAUGUUGAUUUAAUACAGAAGUAUAGACCAAGCCCAUCCCUGUAUAAAUAUUCAUAACCAACUGCUGCCCUCACUUACAAAUCCUUGGGGAGCGGUGCCUGCAUAGGUUGGGGGCUGAAUUCAGCCUCUAGCUGCGUUGUGCUUUUUUUUUUUGGGGGGUGGGGGGGUUGGGAGAGGAGAGGAGAGAGACAAGCAUAUUAUCUGCUUCAGAUAAAAUUAAAGGAUUCUAGCACAGAGAAUAUCAAGCCUUCAUAAUAAGUGCUAAGGUAGCUUUUGAGCUGGGAAGGAAGCGUUAAAACUUAGCUUCCAAAGUAAUUUUCAUUUUGCUUGGGAAAAAGAUUUGUCUGAGUGUAAAGGAAUUUGCCAUGUCCACCCAACCAAAUUUGCAUCUCUGCAGCAAACCUGCAAAAUAAGCAGUCUAUGAUGGACUGCAUUGGUUGCUGAACAAGGUGUGGAGGAGCAAAACAUUGACAGCAGUAUUUGAUUGUCAGUAAGCAAUUAAACCAUUUUCCUACCAAUGAAUUUAGUGUAGCCCUACCUAGAGCUUAUCUGUUCUCUCACUGUAUGACUGCUUGCCAUGAAAGAGAUUUAGUCAUGGGCAGCAAGGGAAUGUAAUAUUUUACAUUCCAAAUAUAUAUUUUUUAAAAGUAGUUUGCUGGUAGCUGUGAUAAAAGACCAGAAAAUUGCUGUAGACAGUCCAGUUAAGAGGGACCAAAACCAGGAUAGGUUCUCUUCUGGGACCUGUUUCUGGACUCCUGCAGGUGCCAGGAUUAUGCUUCUAUUUCUCAUUGGAGUGGAAUUGUACCAGCCAACUGCUUGCAGACUGGCUCUCUGUAUCAUCCCUCCCUGACUGCCAACUGUGCUUACCUCGAAGGGCCAACUGGGCUUGGCCCUGCUGGAGUUGGAGUCUGUGGCCAGGAACAGUGGGUAGUGACACAGAAGCACUUUCUCCAAAGCAAAGUAUGAUUUAUUUACCCAAAUGGUACAGAGGAUUUAGAGCAGUACAUAUGUGUCGGUGGGCUCUGGUAGUCCCUGCAAGUCCUAAGGUAGCCAUGCACAUGGGUGUGCACUCCUCCCCCUCCAAUUAUGGUACAAAAAAAAAUGCAAACUUGAAAAUAUCUGCCCAGCCUCAAUUUAUUUUAUAUAAAAAAUAAAUACAUAAAACUAGUGGUUCAACUAACCAGCAUAGUCCCCUGUCAUAAGAUAAAUCAUAAAUUGUAUGACUUUAGUUAGAUUGAAUAAUUCUGUGUAGGAAGCCAAAAACAGAUCAGACAGCUCCCCAGCAGUACCCACAAGGAGAAGACUCAUGACAAAGUACAUUUUUUGUUUGAGAAUAUAUAUUUUUAAAAAGUUUUUUAUAGGGACACUGAGAAUUUAUUAAUACAGUAGAACCCCUUUUAUCUGAUCCUUCAUUAUGUGGCUCGGCCCAUUAACUGAAACACCACCCACUUCUGGUCCUGUGUGUGCUGAUCUCUCCUGUGGCUGCUAGACAGAACAGUAGCCUCCCACUUUCCCAGUCUCUGCAUUAUCCAAAGUUUUGAUUAUCUGCUCUGGCCCUGAUUGACUACAGGGUUCUGCUGUAUUUUAAGUUUCAUAUUUUGAAACAAAUUCAGCUAAUUGGACUAGCCACUGAGCUGCCUGAGAACAAUUUCCUUUGUGCUUGUGCUGUAUAUUUCACAGUAUCAUUUUUUUCUAAAGGGGUUCUGGGACAUAGGAUGCAAAGCUAAAAUUUGCUGUACUGAUUUAUAACCUCUAAUAUAACACACUACAAUGUAACUUCUUAUACAAAUGAAGGAAUUGUUAUUCUUAAUUCCCAAGGAACCUGCAGUACUAAAUGUUACCAAGCAGUAUAUUUUUGUAUAUGUUCUAUGUCCCUACACUACAUGUAAGGUAAAACCAGCUAUUACUUAAGGGGUACAUAUUUCCUAGUUUUCAGACAUGGCUAUUUAUGUAUGUCCAUAUAUAUAGUGUAGUAAAACUAGAGCCAUGUGCUUGUGGGUAGUUUUUGCAUGUUCUCUCAUCUUAAUAAUAAAAUCAGAGAUAAAAACUC
This is a messenger RNA of Caretta caretta (loggerhead turtle), 12801 nucleotides long. RefSeq names its product melanocortin 2 receptor accessory protein 2 (gene MRAP2). Lineage: Eukaryota; Metazoa; Chordata; Testudines; Cheloniidae. Gene Ontology annotation, molecular function: type 1 melanocortin receptor binding; signaling receptor regulator activity; type 5 melanocortin receptor binding. Gene Ontology annotation, cellular component: endoplasmic reticulum; plasma membrane. The record is from RefSeq and is a predicted model, not a curated record. Gene Ontology annotation, biological process: regulation of adenylate cyclase-activating G protein-coupled receptor signaling pathway; protein localization to plasma membrane.